GUCACACUGUCACACUUCUCACGGCGUGCGGUAAGUAUCGCCGGCUAAGGAUUUUUCAGACGUUUUACGCUCUUUUCUUUACCUGGCUUUUAUUCCCCGUCUACCUACCUCGGGAAUGUACUGUAAACGUGACAUUUCAUGGGCCCGAUUAGCGGCCAGAACCGAGCGAGCGAGCUGGUUUAUGUGCGAACUAGCGGGUGUCCGACCAUCUGUCUGGCUAGAUGGCAUUAAAAUGACUGAUGAAAUGUGAGCAGGUGGUUUGCGUGCUCGUCUGGAGUGGCUCGUCUGGAGUGCUGCUUUCCAACUCCAGAUCGACCGUGUGUUGCUGUACUGCGGACGCGCAGCGUAGUACCGCGUUCAUCAAUGGAUUACUAGCCCACAUUCAGGCAAGAGACCUCCAGCCUUCGCCCGAGGCCCUGGAGCAGUCCGACGCCUACAAGCGGCGGCCGGCCCCGUCUCGGGCUCGGAGCGCCGAGAGGGUGAGGGAGGAGACCAAGGACCGCGUGGUGGCGAGCGGGGGCGACCCCGGGAACGCCCGGCUCGUGCCGAGCGAGAGCACGGUCCAGUUCGGGCAGUACCGGGGUCAGACAUUCAAAUGGCUGCUGACGCACGACGUGGGAUACGCCGUCAUGGUGUUGGCGGCCCGUCAACGGGAGUGUGAGGGUGGCGCCACUUCCAUGUACCCUGCCAUGGCGAACAAGGACGCCCUGGUCCAGUACGCGAGCGCCGGACCAGGAACGGGUCCUCCUCUCCUGGACGGGAGGACCAGCGUCUCGUGGCUUCGGGGAACACCAGAGCGUUUCGUAUGGGGACCUGUACGAGGCUACGUCCGGUGGAUCCGGCGCCAGAACGUGAGUCCUGCGAGCAAGAUGGAGGCGCUGCAAAAGUCCAUCCAGCGCAGAGACGCGAAGGAGAGCGGCCGUCCGCAGACGCGCUCCGCGACCGCCUCCCCAUCUGUGCCUGCUCGGGCACCGGCGCCCCACCUUUCAGGUGUCUCCGGCCGUCGGAGUUCCACAGCCAGCUGCUCCGCGUCGGAAGGCUCAGGUGCGCGGCCGGCGUCGGAAGGGUCCCGUGUUCGGCUGCUGUCCGUGGAACUCGCACGGCCGGAGACGACGCAGGAGCCUUCCGAUGCCGACCUGCUGGCGUGUCCGUGGAACUGGACACUGAAGGUGAGUUGUCCUGCCGAAUGGACUGAGUGA
Molecule: messenger RNA, 1199 nt
Organism: Electrophorus electricus (electric eel)
Lineage: Eukaryota; Metazoa; Chordata; Actinopteri; Gymnotiformes; Gymnotidae
Source: RefSeq, a predicted model, not a curated record